AAUUCCUUAAUGCAUAUUACAUAAUGAUAGUAAAACCAAUAAAUCCGAGUGAAGACAAAUAAAAGGGGGAGAAAUCUUAUCUAAAACCAGUGCUAGAAAUUUGGAAAAGAGCAAGAAAUGAGAUCCGCAGCUAUGGUUUUCCCGUCGGCAAGGGGAGCAGCCGCAGCCUGUUCACCUCUCAAUCGCCCCACUUCGACCCUCCGUUUUAUGGAUAUGAGCACCAAUAUUUCCACACAGACCGCCAUGAUGAUAUCGAAGAAACCACUUGUGUCUUCGCCUCCUUCUUUCGCAGUGGCUGCUCGCACCAGCUAUUCAACUAUUUUAAUGAUAAAAGAGAGGAGGUUGAUUUCAUGCGAAGUUGCAUCCCCUACAUCAUCAUCGUCAACAACCCUCGCGCAAGGAGAAGGAGAAGAGCCCGCAGUAGGUGAAAAUAAGAUUGGAGCUAGGGUUAAAGUGAAGGUUCCCCUGAAGGUAUACCAUGUUCCUCGGGUCCCCGAAGUAGAUCUGACCGGUAAAGAAGGUCAUCUCAAGCAGUACGUCGCCCUCUGGAAAGGCAAAAGAAUAUCUGCCAAUCUCCCUUACAAGGUUGAGUUUUUGGUUGACAUCGAAGGCCGCGGCCCUGUCAAGUUUUUUGCCCAUCUCAAGGAGGACGAGUUUGACUUCCUUGAUUGAUUUGUCCUUUUAUAGUUUCAUGUGCUUCCCCUUUCAGACCAGGCAAUUACUUUCUCCCUCUCUAUAAGUAUAUAUAUUCUCUCUUUCAAAUUAAGCAUACUCCUAAUUCUAUUCAAGUCCAGUAUGUAGUUUACCUGGCUUGAUCCUUUUUGUUUUUCCACUUUUAUCUCGUCUGUACCAACUUAAGAUGUUAUCAUCAUCGUCAUCUUUUGUUUCUUGUCAUCAAACUACAGAUAUGUGACUGAGAACACUUUUUCCGCUA
Molecule: messenger RNA, 934 nt
Organism: Ricinus communis (castor bean)
Lineage: Eukaryota; Viridiplantae; Streptophyta; Magnoliopsida; Malpighiales; Euphorbiaceae
Product: ferredoxin-thioredoxin reductase, variable chain, chloroplastic
Exons: 1
Coding region: 118-672 (184 amino acids)
Biological process (GO): photosynthesis
Source: RefSeq, a predicted model, not a curated record